AUGUCAAGAGAAAGUUUUAUAAUUCAAUUUAAUGGAGCAAGUUCAAUGAUAAAAAAAAAUAAAAUCCCUGUUGCUCGUUGUAUUAACUUAACAAUGGAAACAUUUAAUAAUAGAACACCUAAUUGUGAAGAACUACUUUCAAUGUUAUGGAGAAUAACUUCAAAAUCAGAUGAUGUUGGUAUUGAAACAUUUGUUAAAACAAUGCAACACUUAGAUAAUUUAUAUUUUAAAACAGGUGAAUUGAAUGGUCAAGUAAUUGUUACAGCUGCUUUUUUUUCAUUAGACUCUUCAUAUGAUUAUUCACUUGAUAGUAAAGAAGUGUCCGAGUUUUUCAAAAGAAUUGGUGAUAAGAAAAAUUCUAAAAAGAUUAAAGAAUAUAUCAAACAAAAUGAUGAAAAUGGUGAUGGAGUUUUACAGUUAGAUGAAUUUCUUGGUGCGUUUGAUUCAAUUUAUAAAAUUAACUCUAUUCCUAUCAAUGAUUACUUAAAAGUUAUAGAAUUUACUGACUUUUCAAAAAGAUAUGAUUUACUUCCAAAAAAGAAAGGAAAAGUACUACAAGAAGAUGUUGUCCAAGAAUUAAUAAAGUAUAUUCCAUUAAAUGAGCGUAAAGGUAUUGAAACACAACUUUCUGUACUUAUUCUUCUUUCUUCAAAAGAUAAAAAAACAAUGUCAAGAGAAGAAUAUGUAAAAGUACGUCGUGGAAUUAAUUAUAUUGAAACUAAAAUUGGAAGAAUUACAACUGAAGUUUUAAUGACUUGUACUUUUAGAGCUCUUGAUAAAUCAUGUUCUGCUUCAUUAGACAAUAACGAUUUAACAAGAAUGUUAAAAGCCUCUGGAAUGGAAUCAAAAAAGAAAGUUGUGCUACAAUAUAUUGCUGAUUUAGAUGAAAAUGGUGAUGGAGUAUUACAAUUAGAUGAAAUGCUUAGUAUUUUGAAAGUAUUUGUCAAUAAACAUAAUUUUGAUAUUGAAAAAUAUCUAAAGAAUCUAGAUGCAAGAGUUCCUGCUGAUAUUGUUGAAUGUUCUUUUAAAGAACCAAUUAAAAUCCCGAACAACAACUUUAUUGUUAAUGAUCAUUUAACUUCAAAUGAUUCAGAACAAAUCACUUUUGCCUUGUUUGAUGCUACUAUCAAAUGUAAAUUAGGAGAGUCUUAUUCAACAAAUAAUGAAAUAUUUAAAUUUUUAUUUUUUGUUGCAGAUAUACACAAUCAAGGAUUUAUUACCAAAACACAAUUUCAUUUAAUCAUGAAAUUCUUAGAUUCUACUAAUGGAAAAAUAGAAAAUGAUCCAGUCUUAUGUCGUAUUUGUUUCCAACUUCAAGGAAAGAAAGAAAUUGGAGUUGAUGAACUUCAAACAUUAUGCAAUAAAAUGGGACAACCUUUUAGUAGUGAGCAAGAAGCCAUUAACGAGUUAGUGAUGUAUGAUGAUAAUAGAAAUGGAUUUAUUGAUGAAGAUGAGUUUGUGUAUUUAAUGACUGAAGAUGACGAAUUAAAAAUGGACGAUUCAAAUGAAGAACAUUUGAGGAAGAAUGCAAGAAAAGCAGUUAAGCUAUUUAGAGUUCAUGACACUAACAGAGAUGGAUUUCUUAAUGAAACUGAAGUUGUAGAAAUAUUUCUUGCUCAAUGGCACCAAUUUUCUCCUAAUAACCAAAAGGCUAUUCACAUUGGAUUUCUUAAAAAUCAACAAAACGAUUUUAUUGAUGAAAAUAGAUUUGUGAUUUUAUGUCAAGAACUAGAAGCAGCAAUGACUGAGGAUGAUUCUGGAGAAAUCAAUAUUGAUAAACUUAUAACUAAUUUCUUUUAUUUCUACGUUCCAAAUGGAAGCAAUUUAAUGAACAAAGAAACUCUUGAAAAAGUACUUAUUCAAUUUAAACUUCCAUCAUCUCCAGUCCUUAUUCAAAAUUUGCUUACGUCAAGCAAUUCUUUUAAUAUGAUCACUUUUGAAAAUUUCUCAAAAUAUAUAAGUCAACAUCUUUAA
Molecule: messenger RNA, 1974 nt
Organism: Entamoeba dispar SAW760
Lineage: Eukaryota; Evosea; Mastigamoebida; Endamoebidae
Exons: 1
Coding region: 1-1974 (657 amino acids)
Molecular function (GO): calcium ion binding
Source: RefSeq, a predicted model, not a curated record